AUGGCUCAAUACAUAAACCAACACCAUCACACCAGCUUCCCUGGGCCACCUCCAAGCACCAUGGACAUGCCGUAUCAGCCUAUGUAUCAGACGAUCGACAAUAAUCCAAACGUACAAUCACUCUUUGUGGAACCACAGCCUCAAUCGCAAUUCUACGGGUUUCCUCCACCAACUGGAGGUUCAAUGGACUCGGGCUAUGCUGGCGAAGACAUCAAUCCAUUCGAGGACAAUGUCGCAUGUGCAGACCUCAAGCUGGUCUAUGGCCACCCUAUCAAUCCGUCGCUCCCGAACUUCAAUGCAUACGGCUACAUGACCAACGAUCAACAAUCAAAUGCUCCUGGCCAACAGUUUAUGCCAGUCAACUACACCGCACCCUUCGUUCAUGACUUUGGAUCUACGAACCGGGACGCCAAGAACUCGCAGAGUCCAACGACACCAACACUGAUCAUGGAUGAUGCUGUCAGUGUCAAGAGCGAAGAUGGCUUUUCAGACGCUGCCUCGCCAAUGACCAUGACCCAGUCCGUCAGCCAGCUGACAGGGCAAAACAAGAGACGCCCUAGCACAAUCAGACGAACGGUCACGGAACCGUCGUUGGAGGUCCGCGCCGGCAGCAUGCAGCGCACCUCAGUCAAAGAAGGUCGUGGUCGAAACCGAAAGCGAAUUCCUCACACGGCCGUGGAGCGUCGAUAUCGGGAGAACCUCAACUCACAACUGGAGAAAUUGCGAUAUGCAGUGCCGCACGUACAAGCAGCUCAGCGUCGCCGGGCGAGCGAUAUCAACGACCCGAUGAAGCCGAGCAAGUGUGAGGUGCUUGUAGGCGCACUGGAGUACAUCAAAAAGCUGGAGUCUGAGAACAAGGAGCUCAAGAAGAGGCUAGGAGAAUGA
Molecule: messenger RNA, 885 nt
Organism: Aureobasidium melanogenum CBS 110374
Lineage: Eukaryota; Fungi; Ascomycota; Dothideomycetes; Dothideales; Saccotheciaceae
Exons: 1
Coding region: 1-885 (294 amino acids)
Molecular function (GO): protein dimerization activity
Source: RefSeq, a predicted model, not a curated record